Eptesicus fuscus (big brown bat) is the source of this 1514-nucleotide messenger RNA. RefSeq names its product secretogranin III (gene SCG3). Gene Ontology annotation, cellular component: secretory granule membrane. The record is from RefSeq and is a predicted model, not a curated record. Bases 1 to 1413 code for a protein of 470 amino acids. Gene Ontology annotation, biological process: protein localization to secretory granule. The transcript has 13 exons. NCBI's taxonomy places the organism in Eukaryota, Metazoa, Chordata, Mammalia, Chiroptera, Vespertilionidae.
AUGGGGUUCCUUUGGACCGGCACUUGGAUUCUGGUGUUAGUGGUCCACAGCAGCCCAAUUCAAGCUUUCCCCAAACCGGAAGGCAGCCAAGGCAAACCUAUACAUAAUAGAGAAUUAAGUGCAGAAAGACCUUUAAAUGAACAGAUUGCUGAAGCAGAAGCAGACAAGAGUAAAAACAUAUACUCUCCAGAAAACAAGCCAGGUGAAAGCAAUUAUUCCUUUGUUGAUAACUUGAACCUGCUAAAGGCAAUAACAGAAAAGGAAAAAAUUGAGAAAGAAAGACAAUCUGUAAGAAACUCUCCAUAUGAUAAUAAAUUGAACAUGGAAGAUGUUGAUUCAACCAAAAAUCGAAGAUUAAUUGAUGAUUAUGAUUCUACUAAGAGUGGACUGGAUCAUAAAUUUCAAGAUGACCCAGACGGCCUUCAUCAGCUAGACGGAACUCCUUUAACCGCUGAAGACAUUGUUCAGAAAAUCGCCACCAGGAUUUAUGAGGAAAAUGACAGAGGAGUAUUUGACAAGAUUGUUUCUAAACUCCUGAAUCUUGGCCUAAUCACAGAAAGCCAGGCUCAUACACUGGAAGAUGAAGUAGCAGAGGUUUUACAAAAAUUAAUCUCUAAGGAAGCCAACAGUUAUGAAGAGAAACCCAAUAAACCCACAAGCAAGACUGAGAGUCAGAGUGGAAAAAUACCAGAGAAAGUGGAAAUUCCAAUGGCAGCAAUGCAAGAUGGUUUUGCUAAUGGAGAAAAUGAUGAAACAGUAUCUAACACCUUAACCUUGACAAAUGGCUUAGAAAGGAGAACGAAAACCUACAGUGAAGACAACUUUGAGGAACUCCAAUAUUUUCCAAACUUCUAUGCACUCCUGAAAAGUAUUGAUUCAGAAAAAGAGGCAAAAGAAAAAGAAACACUGAUUACUAUCAUGAAAACACUGAUUGACUUUGUGAAGAUGAUGGUCAAAUAUGGCACAAUAUCUCCAGAAGAAGGUGUUUCCUACCUUGAAAACUUGGAUGAAACAAUUGCUCUUCAGACAAAGAACAAGCUAGAAAAAAAUGUUACUGACAACAAAAGCAAGCUUUUCUCAGCACCAUCAAUGAAGAGUCAUGAAGAAACAGACAGUACCAAGGAAGAAGCAGCUAAGAUGGAAAAGGAAUAUGGAACCUUGAAGGAUUCCACAAAAGAUGAUAACUCCAGAGGAAAAACAGAUGAGCCAAAAGGGAAAACAGAAGCCUAUUUGGAAGCCAUCAGAAAAAACAUUGAAUGGCUGAAGAAACACAACGCAAAAGGAAAUAAAGAAGAUUAUGACCUUUCGAAGAUGAAGGACUUCAUCAACCAACAAACGGAAGCUUAUGUGGAGAAAGGCAUCCUUGAUAAAGAAGAAGCCGAUGCCAUCAAGCGUAUUUACAGCAGCCUGUAAAAAUGGCAAAAUGGUCCAGGAGUCUUUCCACUGUUUCGGAAGACAUAAUAUAGCUUAAAACUCUCCUAAUUCUGUGAUUAAAGUUAUUUUGACCCAAGGAG